UUACUUAAACAUUGUGUUAUGUUCUACGACCCGGAACUUCCUCCUUCGCAGGGUUAUUUCAUGUUUGUCAGCGGCAGAAGUAGGUUGUGUAAUAAGGAAGGACACAUGUGAAUACGCAGCAUUCUGCAUUAUACAAAAAAGCGCCUGCCAGUGGAAAUGUCGAGCCUUUCAGCAGCCAGUGUUGAGACCGCACCAGCAAUAGAAGGGAAUGAGCAGAAGAAGCCUUUGAAACCAUGCUGUGCUUGUCCUGAGACCAAGAAAACAAGAGAUGCCUGCAUAAUUGAAAAAGGAGAAGAAAAUUGCACAAGCCUCAUCGAAGCUCACAAGGAAUGCAUGAGGGCGCUUGGUUUUAAGAUAUAAAUCUAGAAUAAUGUGUGAAUGGUAAAUUUAUCUUUAGUGUCUAUUAGGUCUUUUGACAAUGGCCAACACCUACAAAUUAUGAUAGUCGCAUCUUUUAUAAUGUAAAGUAUUACUAAUCACAUUUAAUAUGUUACCAAAUUAUGGCCUCAACGGCUUGUCUUGGUAUUUUCACAUAACUGUCCACUUAACUUUAAAUAGAAAAAUGAAAACAAAAACAAUUCUUCUCCAUACUUUUUACCAUUUAUAAGUCACUCCAAAUAUGCUUGGUAAUCUUUUUUCUUUUUGCAGUAUGUGUCUGGCUGUGUGAGUUGGGACCUUGUGUGAUCUUUAUUUUUAUUUAUACUUUACACUGUGUAAGGCACAUGCAGUGUUGAAGGUGCUGAAAUACGUCUCAGAGGAAAAUAUGGUCUUUUGUCUCUUUUUUCCAUAUGUGAUUGUUACAUAACCUUAAGAUGAAUAAAGAUCCUAUGCAAGAUA
This is a messenger RNA of Triplophysa dalaica, 837 nucleotides long. Its product is annotated as cytochrome c oxidase copper chaperone. Gene Ontology annotation, molecular function: copper chaperone activity; copper ion binding. Gene Ontology annotation, biological process: mitochondrial respiratory chain complex IV assembly. Bases 157 to 360 code for a protein of 67 amino acids. The transcript has 3 exons. The record is from RefSeq and is a predicted model, not a curated record. Lineage: Eukaryota; Metazoa; Chordata; Actinopteri; Cypriniformes; Nemacheilidae. Gene Ontology annotation, cellular component: mitochondrial intermembrane space.